AUGGACCUUCCCUCAUCCUCCCGACUUGCCUCCCGGCUGGCCGUCGUAGCACAACCCAAUUACACGUCGUUGGACGUCUUCUGGGCUUCACACCCUCGAUGGCCUUUACCUCCCGAGGCGGACGAGGAUGAGGAUAUUCAUAUAGGCAUCUUCGACUCUUCCUUCAACCCGCCUACACUCGCACAUUUCGAGAUCGCUGGUACUUCUUUCCCUUCGGCACACCCUGAAUCACAAGGACGAGGCGGGUACACGGCCAAGCUUCUCCUGCUCUCCGCUCGGAACGUUGACAAACCGCCCACCCACCUCGGCGAUGAAGAUGCAGAGGAAAGGGUCGAGAUGAUGGUGCUUCAGGCCAGACGAAUGGCGGCAGCGUCAUCGUUACCAAUGGAGGAGCAGCAGGACAGGAAUGACGUGCAGGAAGAGGAGUCUAGCAGCAACAUCGCCGUAGCGGUCCUCAAUUUCCCUACAUUUGUCGGGAAAUCCCGGAUCAUCCAUUCUUGGCUCGAUCAGACGUUUCCUGGAUUACUGCAAGAUCCAAAACCAGAAUCAGCAUCGCCCGCUCGUACUCCCAAGGUCCGACUCUCCUUCCUCAUAGGUAGCGACACCCUGACUCGUCUCUUCCGCCCUGCCUACUACCCUCCUUCUUCCUCCUUCCCCGAGAUUGGCCCGGACAUGGAAACGCAACUAAAGUACUUCUUCGAGCAAGACCGAUCGAGGAUCGUCUGUGUGCGGAGGUAUUUGAAACCGGGGGAGAGAGAAGAGGAGGAGAGGUUCGUCAGGGAGGAUGACGGGUGCAAGCAAUGGGUGAAGAGUGGUGGGAUCCGGUUCGUCGACGAGAGCGAAACUGCCGGAGGAACCGGGGCGGGAGCGGGUGUGAAGACUGGAGAAGAGAUGGGAUUGAUCAGUAGCACCGUCAUCCGACAACGGGUCGAUCAGGUUCGACAGGAAAUGCAAGGACCGGACGACGACCUGGAGGAAUUGACGGUGAAAGCGCUCGAGGGGCUGUGCAUCGACGAUGUCUCGAGGUAUAUCGCCAGGAAAGGGUUAUAUCUACGAUCCUAA
Messenger RNA from Filobasidium floriforme, 1062 nucleotides. RefSeq lists its product as uncharacterized. The coding region runs from base 1 to 1062 and encodes 353 amino acids. Gene Ontology annotation, molecular function: ATP hydrolysis activity; nicotinamide-nucleotide adenylyltransferase activity. The record is from RefSeq and is a predicted model, not a curated record. Gene Ontology annotation, cellular component: nucleus; cytoplasm. NCBI's taxonomy places the organism in Eukaryota, Fungi, Basidiomycota, Tremellomycetes, Filobasidiales, Filobasidiaceae. The transcript is spliced from 4 exons.